UGGCCCCGGGAGCUGCUCGCUUCUUCCCUCGCUCGCUGCCAGUGCCGGCAGCAAGCUAUGUCCGGGAGCCGAGCCCUCGGACCCGGGGACCGGUCGCGGGCGUAGGAAGCAGCAGCCGCAGCAGCAACCGCCGCCGCCGCCGCCGCCGCCAAGUAGUUGUCAAUGGCCCUUCGCAUAGCGGAGCAGGACCGCACAAGGGGACCCUCCGCGCCUUCUCUGCCGCUGCCUACCCCCACCCGAGAGUGAUGGGCAACACCGCUCACAAGACCCUGCCAGACACAAGUCACCAGGCUCGCUUGUUAUCCAAUCGGCCUUGCUACACACUGCCCACCAGUAGCCAUGAUCGACGCUCUGUCCUGGCGAUUACUGACCCCCCGCGUUUCCACCCCCAGGCCAAAGGCAAGAAUGUACGCCUGGAUUCCCACUCCCGCAAGGCCACUCGAAGGAACAGUUUCUGCAAUGGGGUCACAUUCACCAACCGACCCAUCCACCUUUAUGAGAAAGUCCGACUUAAGCUGGUGGCAGUACACCACGGAUGGAGUGGGGCGCUGCGUUUUGGCUUCACCAUCCAUGACCCAUCCCAGAUGAAUUCUGAUGACAUACCAAAGUAUGCCUGCCCAGACCUGGUGACCAGGCCAGGCUACUGGGCCAAGGCUUUGCCGGAGAGAUUUGCACUGAGGGACAAUGUUCUCGCCUACUGGGUCGACCGUCACGGGAGAGUAUUUUAUAGCAUCAAUGAUGAGGACCCAAUACUGUUUCACUGUGGCAUUAAAGUCUCUGGACCCCUUUGGGCCCUCAUAGAUGUUUAUGGAAUUACCCAUGAAGUACAGAUUCUAGACAGCAUGUUUGCCGAGACCAUGGCCUCCUCUCGUCUCAGUAAUACUCGGUUCAGCACUUGCAUCCCGCAAAGUAACCACGACUCAGCCAACUUCAACAACAAUGAACUGGAGAACAACCAGGUAGUAGCCAAAAUCAGCAACUUAAACCUGAGCCGGGUCCCAGGAGUGUCCACAGACAACCACGUUAUACCCUGUUGUCCCAACAGGCGUUCUCGGGGUCAUGGAGUACCAGCCUUUUUAGACACAGACCUCCACUUCCACCCCACCCGGGGGCCCGACGUCACCUUCUCUCAGGACCGGAUGGCAGCCUGCACCAACUGGCAGGAGAGCAAUAGGACUUUGGUGUUUUCGGACCGGCCUUUACACAUCGGCGAGAGCCUCUUUGUUGAAGUUGGACACCUGGGGCUACCCUAUUAUGGGGCCCUCUCCUUUGGCAUCACUUCCUGUGACCCAGGGACACUAAGGACCAAUGAGCUCCCAGCUGAUCCUGACUCACUAUUAGACCGAAAGGAGUACUGGGUGGUCUACCGAGCAUUCCCCAUCCUCAACAGUGGCGACGUCCUCAAUUUCAUGGUAUUGCCAAAUGGGGAAGUGCACCAUGGCGUGAAUGGCAACAACCGAGGAAUGCUGAUGUGUGUGGAUACCUCACAGUCUCUCUGGGUGUUUUUUACAAUUCACGGAGUAAUCAAUCAGCUCAAGAUUUUGGGCACCUUGCAGUCUAGCCCAGUGACUGCUUCUCCCUCAGGAUCCCCCAAUGGCUCGCAGUAUGACAGUGACUCAGACAUGGCCUUCAGUGUGAACAGGUCUUCUUCAGCUUCUGAGUCUUCACUAGUGACUGCUCCAAGCUCCCCUCUGAGCCCCCCCACAUCACCUGCAUUCUCCCCUCCAGAGCCUCCGAGCAACAAGAAUGGCGAGUGCACCAUCUGCUUUGACAGUGAGGUAGACAUGGUUAUCUACACCUGCGGCCACAUGUGCCUCUGCCACACCUGUGGUCUUAAACUGCGGAAGCAGCCUAAUGCCUGCUGCCCAAUCUGCCGGCGCACCAUCAAGGAUGUCAUUAAGAUCUACCGGCCUUAGCCCUUCCAUCACACCCCAAGUCCACCAUUGCUCAAGUGGGCAAAGGGGCUUUGCUAAACAAAACCGGAACCAUGCCUUGCCACUCUCCACCAGUGGCUGGUCCCUGGUUAUGCCAAGAGGUUUCCCCAUCUCUUCUUAAGCAUUUUCAAUGGUAGGAAAAGUCAGGGAUUUGGCCUAGCUUGGCAGAGGGUCUGAGGGAGGAAAGGUAGCUGCUUUUGGUGAGAUAGUACUUUUCCUAAAGAUCCCAUACUAUAGAUGAUCACAGGCAUUGUCAUGUGUAAUCACUGUAGCAUAUAUACUUGCUCUCUCUAAGGCCCAGAUUUGCCCAGAUAAGAAAAUGGCAACCUCUGUGCAAUGCUUCUUGGGAAUGGUCCAUCGAGUGUGUGUGCAUACAGGAGGUUGAGAGAAAAAGGAGAGCAAAGAAAAAAGGGAGAAGAGUUGGGAAUGGCAAAGGGAGGAAAACAAGAAAGAAUGAGAGAAUAUAAGAAAGAAAGAAUGUGAGAGAGAAUGAGAGAGUGAAUGUGUAUGAAUUCUGAGCUAUUGAAGGUAUGAGCUCCCAGUUCUACUGGGCCCUCCCCUGCCACCCUCCCAAGCUCUCUCCAGAGACCCUGAGUCAGGAGCUCCUCAAAGAACAUCCAAGAAAUUGAAGACCAACUACAAGCAAGUACUCUCAUCCAUUUCCAUGUUCUUUUCCUCCUCAGAAGCUGUCGGAUGAGUGACUAUUGAACAUUUUCAGUUUUUGCCCAGCCAGAAAUAUGACUUGGGUAAUAAUAUUUGAGAAAGAAACUCAGAUCAUCAAUGCACUGUUUACAGCCCCAGAGGUGAACAUCUGUAUCUGGGUGCUUAGUUUAAAAAAAAAACAAAUGAGCGACUUGUCGUUGGGUUUUGAUUUUUGGUUUUGUUUUUUUUUUUUAACUCCAUCUUUUGAGAGUGAUUUUACUAGUCCCAGUGUGCAGAAGAGCUAGGGCUCUGACCUCUCUCAAAAGAUGCGUUACCCUUGAGCCUGCUCUGCAGAGUGGAAUUUUAUGCACCAUGCACCAUGCACCUUCCCCUUUCCCCCCAGUCUCCAAAUGCUUUUAAGAAUAUUAUCUUUGGGGCAGCUAGGUGGUGCAGUGACUAAAGCACCAGCCCCUGGAUUCAGGAGGACCUGAGUUCAAAUCUGGCCUCAGACACUUGACGCUUACUAGCUGUGUGACCCUGGGCAAGUCACUUAACCCUUAUGGCCCGCAAAAAACAAACAAACAAACAAAAAGAGAAUAUUAUCUUCUUUAUAUUUACAAUUAGGAGCCCCCACCCCAUCACAUAGUUCCCUUUCCAUAAAGAAGAAACUGAAAUAUAGGGACAAGGGCCUGCUUGGAGGUCAUUCGCUAACUUAGCUAGAAUCCCUUACAUUCUUCAGUCGGCUACUUCAACCACUUGCCAUGGGGUUGGCAAUCUGGGGCACACAAGGUGAUGUUCAGCAGUAGGGCCAGGGUCCGUCCAACCGAGGAUAAAUUUAGAAGCAGGAAGAGUUUGUUUUUAUUGGCUUCCCAUUAACUUCCCUGCUGGGCCUCCAUGCUACCUAGCUCCUCAAUCCUAGUCAUGUUGUCAGUUAACUGUCAACUAAUCUCUAGUGGAUUGUCAGCCCAUAAGGUGUUAACUGAUAAUUAUGGCAUCAGCUGACAAUCUUGAAGUGGGACCCUCUUCUUUGCAUUUUUUAAGGAGGAUUGUUUAAGAUUAGCUGGCCCUCCUUGAGGAACAGAGCCUAGCUUCAAAAUUUUUCUUUUCUUCACCAUCCUAUUCCUGCUACCAGAGCCUGAGCUGUCCCCAGUGGCAUCUUCUCCCACUGCAGCAGAAGCCACGUUGGGUAUAUUAUGGGACCCUCUUUAAGAAGAGUCAUCCACCACCACUAUGACCACCACCCCACCCAUGGGAGCAAAUCAAAGAUGUACAUCUGGCAAAGAUAGCUGGCCUCUGUAUCAGUCCAUGCUGCUCUUCCUUUUAAAGGAGAUAAUUCCUCAACAGUACCAGGAGUUAGGAAAUUGAGGACUAUUGCAUGAGGGCCAGCGAGAAGCUAGCCUGGGAUUCAGAAGAUGCCCCCUUUCCACCCCAAGUCUCAUUUCUGCUUCUAAAUCAUUGUGGAGACUUUAGGCAAGUCACAUCAUUUGUGCCUAGUUUUCUCAUCUGUCAAAUGGAGAUAAUAAUGCCUUCUCUACCUACCUUGCAAGGGCUGUCAUGAUAAUCAACUUAAAUAUGGAUGUGACAGCACAUUACGAAGGUCAAAAAUAUUAGAGAGAUGUAUAAGGGAUGUUUAUUUUUAGACAAAAUCUCAGUCAACUCACCUUUUCCAAAGGGAAGACAGGUACAGGUGAAAGAGGAAGUUAUAGCCAAUUAGACCAUUGUUCUUGUGUUCUAGGUAGGGUGUAAGGGAGAGAGAUCUUCAAUUAAAACCUUACUUGGUAUUAGAACUUCUAUAAGUUCUUUCUUUUUCCUAACUCAUUCAGAGACCAGGCACUGACAGGUCCCCAAUAGCAGCAGUAAGGCUUGGCUCCAGAGUCAACAUGAGGCAGUGAUGGCCACGGGCUGUCAAGCAGAGAGGUUGUGAGUGAAAAACAAUUCUGUCAAGUUGAAUUAAAAUGAGGUGUAAAAAGAAAUGGCCGGGAGAUCCAAAAGGUUCUCAUGAAGCCUUUUUAUUGAUACUGUUUUAGAAGAGCUACAUCCCCAAUCUUGCUGAGACCAGAAGACAACACAGAUGAUGCCUUCCACCCCUUUAUUUAAAAGCAUUGUUGGGACUAUGUUUGCCCAGAGGCAGGGUUGCAUAGUGGCUAGAGAGUUUGGCAUGGAGUCAGGAAGACCUGGGAUCAAUCCCCACCUCUGACACAGUCUCCCUGUGUCAAAUUACUUAACCUCUCAGUUGCCCCCAGCCAACUGGACCUUGUGACUCUCCUGGAAAGAGUAAAUGAUGCCCAACCUAGUUUCCCUGUUGCAUAUGUGUGUCUGUACACUGAUUCUUUGAAAAGUAGUAAACCAAUGUAUGGUAUAGAGAAUCCUUCUUUCUGACCAAAAUAUUGGAUUUACCAGAACAAUCCAUUCCCCAGGAGUGUCAGAUAACAGAGAACUUAACUGAAUAUGUCUAAAAAUAGACCACAAACCCAGAAGACACUGACUUUGAUUUACAAAGAGGAAAUAGGUGGUGCAGUGGAUACAGCACUGGCCCUGGAUUCAGGAGGACCUGAGUUCACAUCCAACCUCAGACACUUGACACUAGCUGUGUGACCCUAGGCAAGUCACUUAACCCUCAUUGCCCUUAAAAAAAAAGGAAAUAGCUGGCUAUAACCCCACUGUUUUCCUUCUUAUAUUCUUCAUGCAAGCCUUUAUUAGUACAUAUUGUCCUCUAACAGCCUCAGUUUCCACAACUAUACUAUGAGGGAGUUAGACUAAAGGUCUCUGGUUCUGGCAGAGGGGCCAUCGGGCCUCAGAUGUGUCAGGAACAUAGAUGCGUGCAGUACAUUUCAUUAAGCUGGAUUCGAUUUUUAAUUUUUUUAAAGGCCAUCAUUUAAAUCAGGGAAACAGAAAUUUAAUGAAACUAUUUUUCCUCCCAAAUAACAGCAAAACCCCACUUUUUAAAUGAGAGACAAAUACCAGGGUUGUUUGUAUUUGGGGUUUUGUUUUGGGUUUUUUGAUACUAUGGUGUGCCUGAGCACACUCGGCCUCCAUUCAGGAGGACAGAAGUUGGACGUCUUUCUUCCUCUAGUCCCCCUUCCUUCCGACCCUUAUUUUGGUCCUUGUUGCAGCUCAGUAGCAUUAGCGCCACUUUGAUCCUUAAGUGAAGAGAUUUGGAAACUAUUAACGGGCGGCCCAGGCCUCCCAAGAGCAUCACAGGCACUGCUCCCGAUGACCUGCUAUGUGAGGAGAAAAUGAGACAAUGGCCUGUUUUAACCUGCCGAGUCAUUGCCAGAAAUAGCAUCACCAUAGAAGAGGAAUUGGGGGCUGGGGUGUUGGGGUUUGGUUGUGGUUUCUUCUUAAGCCAGGCAUUGUUCAGUGCCCAAAGCGUUUCCUUUUUUUCUAAAUUAACCACUAAAGCUCAUUCAAUCUCCCCACGUGAUGGCCGCAGUGGAUAUUUUCCCUCUAGGGUGCUGCCUGGUAUUUCUCUUGCUUCUUUGUAAUGCCCAACAUAGUCCUCUUGGCCCAGAGCAAACAGUAUGUGGUAUACUGCUGUCCACAGGCUCUGCUUUAAAAGGAAAGGAAAAAUCUUUAGACAUGACAUUCUUUUCAACCAGGAACGGAAAAGUCAAAAGAUUUCGGCAUUCAGGAGGAGCACGGGCCCAAAGUCUUAUUAUAGAAUUUUAUGCAGUGAGGAACCGGCAGCAUAUGGGAAUGAAAAAAACUCUAGACCCAGAGUUAAAGAGGCUGUGUUUUAAUUCCGUCUCUGCCACUCGCUAUCUAUGGAGCUGGGUGACCUUGUUUCUUCAGUUUCCACAGCUAGACUAUGAGGGAGUCAGACUAAGGUCCAGUGGUUCUAAGGUUGUCACUUUUUCCUUGUCCUUCCAGAAAUGUCAAAGAUCCUCCAUUAAGCUGUCGAAGGAUGGGACUUGGGCUGUGCCUUAACCUUGCUAAUGUGUUUCCUCAUGCAUCAGUGAACUGUGUCCAAUUUUGACAUGAUUAGGGGAGAGAAAAGGAUUUGGAGUUCAAAAGACCAGAGGGCCUGCGCUUGAAUUUCAAAUCUGCCACCUGCUUGACCUUGAGCAAGUAGUUUAAUAAUUAAUAAUAAGUGAUAUUUACAUAACACUAAUUCCCAAAGCACUUUACAUAUGUUAUCUGAUCUGAGCCUCAAAACAGCCCUGUAAGUUAGGUACUAGAGAUAUUAUUCUCAUUUUCCAGAAAGAUCAAACUUAGACUCAGAAGUUAAGUGACUUACCAGUGCAGGGUCAGAAGAAGCAUUCAAACCCAUAUUUUUCUGACUCUUAAGUCCAGUACUAUAACCACUAUGGCACACUGCCUCUCAUCCUCCAUAGGCCCAAGUUUCCUUAUCUGUGAAAUAAGAAGAUUGGACUGCAUGACCUCCAAAGUCCCUUCUAGUUCUCAAUCUUCUGCUCCUAAAGUAACUAGAAACAAGGUCAAUUAAAUGAAUUCUUAAGUCAGUACUGGGGUGCCUUUGUUUUGGGAUUUCAUGGGUGGUUUAGAUUGGGCCUAGUGAAUGAAUCUAGAAUUUCUCACAGAAUGUUUGCCCCUAGAAUUUAUUUGGGAAUUCCUCUUUUAAGCUCUUCUGAAUGAAUUUCCAACCCUGAGAGCCAAUCUCAACUCUCCUGAGUAGAAUCUACCACUGUUAAAGCUUCAUUCUUUUACCUCACUGCUGAUUGGUGGAUAGAGUCAGGAUUGAUACAUGUAUGCACGUGAUACUGAUGGCCCUGUACACCCCAGAGACCAAACAGGUGGUAGAGCUGGUCUCACAAGAUUGCAGCCAGUUCCAUCACUGAAAAAAAAGAAACAAUGGAUCUUUGCAAAAGUCUAAGUGAAGGAAUAUAGAGGUGAAGCCGGGCAAAGGAUGUUGCAAGGGCUAGACAACUUGCUUUUCACUUUGCUGAACAUUUCUAGAGAAAUUCUGGCUCCCGCAUCCCAGAAUCUGACUUGACACUAUCCAUUGAAUUUGGCUGCUAAGCCAGUAGGACAUUAUUGAAAGAGUUGGGGGGGGGGCAGCUAGGUGGCGCAGUGGAUAGAGCACCGGCCCUGGAGUCAGGAGUACCUGAAUUCAAAUCCGGCCUCAGACACUUAACAAUUACUAGCUGUGUG
This is a messenger RNA of Dromiciops gliroides (monito del monte), 7685 nucleotides long. RefSeq names its product neuralized E3 ubiquitin protein ligase 1B (gene NEURL1B). Lineage: Eukaryota; Metazoa; Chordata; Mammalia; Microbiotheria; Microbiotheriidae. Gene Ontology annotation, cellular component: early endosome. The record is from RefSeq and is a predicted model, not a curated record. The transcript has 5 exons. Gene Ontology annotation, molecular function: ubiquitin protein ligase activity. Bases 246 to 1916 code for a protein of 556 amino acids. Gene Ontology annotation, biological process: ubiquitin-dependent endocytosis.